Notodromas monacha is the source of this 3931-nucleotide messenger RNA. Lineage: Eukaryota; Metazoa; Arthropoda; Ostracoda; Podocopida; Cyprididae. The record is from the annotation of a GenBank genome assembly.
GCAGGCUAAUUUAUUCAUUCUCUCGUCUCGUGAUAUCAACGUCUUCUGCUUGAGAUAUUUCGUGAUAUUAUGGCUUGUGUGACUGUUGGAUUGAAGCGUCCGCUGGAGUUCGACUCUCUUCAUACGCCUACUCGUCCACUAAAACGACGUCGGUUUGCUGCAGCCCUAAUAAGCAGCAGCGGUUCAGCAGAGAAUUGCUCAGACGUCAUUAACGUCACGAGAUCUAAUCCGUUUGCUGAAGUGAAGGGUAGAUUCACCCCUGAUGAUAUUGCCGCCAGUAUUCGUGAUGAAGUCAAGCGCCUGCACAAGCGAAAGCAGCUGCACUCGUCGCCUGCAGAAGCACGCUUAUCACCGGAUAACUUGAUCUGUGAUGCCUCUCCUCCGCAUUAUGCUUUUUCAUUAGACAGCCCUCUUCAUUCCGCCUUGGAUUCUGGAUCUGCAACCUCUCCAAAUGCUAGUAAAGACAAACCCAUCUUCACUAUGCAUCAGGUCGGACUCAUCUGCGAACGAAUCUUGAAGGAGCGCGAAGCUGCGAUCAGUUCUGAGUACAAUCAAGUUCUUGCCGAGAAAUUAGCGGAGCAGUAUGAAACUUUCGUGAAAUUCACCUAUGAUCAGAUACAGCAGAAGUACGAAUGUGCUGCGGCUCCAAGCUAUGUAUACAACUGUGAAAAGAUGACAACGAAAAGUAAGGAGGAUUCCAGGUUGGAAUCCGAAAUCGAACGCGGUCGUGAAGAGUCCGACUGGAAGCGCGUUAUUGAACUUGCCAAACUUCGUCGCGCGAAAUAUUCAGAAAAGGAUGUGCUUGCUUCGUUCCUUUUGGGCGAAGGCCUGUUGGAAAUCUACCUUGAGGAAAACGCCCCUGUGGAAGAAAAUUGUGCUACAGCGAAAAAGAAACUAGCGGAGGCGAAAAGUUUGCUUCAUGACGCGAGCAGCGAACCCGGGAUCGCAUUGGAUGCUAAGCUGUUAUUAGCCAAAGUUCACUACGCCGAAGGGAAUCACAAGGAAGUUUUGGCCUUGUAUUCUCAAGCUGGCUUGGAAAACUUGAGCGAGAGGCGUCUUCCACUGCGUUCCCUUCGUAUGAUUGCGGAGGCCUAUGCAAUUAGAGCUCUUUGCACAGAAGCUUUGCCGCCAGGAUCCACUAGUAAAUUCCGUGGCUCGGAGCGUCAAGAACAAGUAAUAUCAUGGUACGAAAAAGCUAGCGACUUGGCCCUGUUAUACAUUCAAGAAGCAAGUUACGCUUCGGAAAACCGUGCGAACGCGGGUCAAGUCUCAUCAAGUGCUACCUCAGACCCGACUGCGUCAGCUGAUCGCAGCUCAAAAGCAAUCCUGGGUUUGAUUUUGGAGAAAGCCGUUCAACGUGGACCCAUUGUUUUGCUGGCAUCUGGCCAUUACCAACGUGCCGUUGCGAGGUACAGGGCAUUGUUGACCGCUGUUGAACCGCCGACUGCGGGUGCGAGCAGUGGAGGUGCUCAACGCCAGCUCAGAAUAGCUCUGUUGAAUAGUUUCGCGGAAGUGUUGAUUCGAGGGGAUUCUCCAGCUUCCUAUCGACCUCCGCAAGGAACGCUAGAAAGAACCACGGCGAAAGCGAAUGAAUACACGCCGUGGAUGCCAAAAAGGUACAAGAAUCCGAACAUGUUCGUUCCGAACGAUUAUUUCGAAGAAGUCAUCCUCACGCUGUCUAUUGCCGAAGCCAUGGCCGUACGUGAAGCGGUGCUCAGUCAAUCUCCGGAUCACACGGACGCUCGACAAGCCGCCUUCAAAACGGCAUUUUCAGUCUACGAUCUCCUCAUAAUGGUCAUGUCUCGUUGGCGAGAAUUCGGCGUUCUGUCCGAAUUUCUCGAACGUGCCAUGAAGUUUUCUUUUGACGAACCGUAUCCUUGGUGGCAGUUUGCCUUGUGUUUGGUGAACGUUGGCGGUUCCAAGACGCUGCGUUCCGUGCGUGCCAUGGAAGAGGUGGUUAGAAUGCAGCCGAAUCGUCCGUUGCCGUAUCUCUUGGUUGGAAGGAUUUGUUUAGAACAGCUGGGAUUACACCUAGACGGUCUAGAGUGGACAAAUAAGGCUAUUGAACGAAUAGAAAACGACGAAGAUGAUGAAUAUUACGAGGAGUGUUUAUGUCUGCGCAGUCGAGCUUAUACGUUGAGGGGGAUUGCCAACUACGUGCUAUGGAAACGCCAAACGGUGCCGGAAAAGAGGAAGAAAAUCAAAGGCGAGGCAGAAAUGGCCUUCAAAGAAGCCACAUCCGCGGAUCCCGGAGACCAUCUCCCCAUUUUUUACCUGGCCCUUCUUGCUGCCCAAUCCCGAAAACUAACGGAAGCCAUGAAGCUCGUUAAAAGUGCCUUGUCCCGGCGCAAUGCUCACCAGCCAUCACUGCAUCUCCUUGCCCUGAUUUUAUCCGCCACGAAAGAAUAUACGGAGUCGUUAUUCUUGACUGAAGCAACGCUGAAAGAGUAUCCGACCUCGCUUCCGCUGCUUUACUUGAAAGCCACUUUGGAAGAAAAGGUCAGAGGUGGAGAAGCUGCUUUAAUGACGGCCAAGGAAAUGUUGGCACAAUGGAGAGCAGUUUUUGAAGACCAGCAACAGGCUGCUGUAGAGUCGUCUGGACAGAAUUCUUCCAGUCCGCAAUUCAACCACGAAGACUCUGGAUUAGACUCAUUGUCAUAUUCUGGGGAUACUUUGGACAAGGAUAAUGCUUCCAUCAGUGGAAGCGUUGCAGUGGUGAGUCAAGUGGAAGUUGCCCUGUCGGAAGUGGCGUCAUCGCUCUCAAGCUAUCAACCGAAGCCAGGUCCACAAGGAAUUUGGAUGAUACAGGUUCAAGUCUGGCUCCUAACCGCAGAACUUUAUUUGCGUAUGAAUCAACACGAAUCCGCGCUAAACUGUGUGACAGAAGCUUCAGUCAUCAUGCCACUUAGUCAUUCGACCCUGUGUACUCGUGGGCUAGUUCAUCAAGCUCGUGGAGAACUCCAAGAAGCCAAGCACUGUUUCCUCAACGCUAUUGCCAUGAAUCCUUUCCAUGUCCGGAGUAUGGAACACUUGGGGUUGGUCUAUCUAGCCCUGGGCAGCCCCAGGUUAGCGGAACAGGUUUUGAGAGAAGCUGUGGUUCUGGAUCCGAUGGAUCAUGCCGUGUGGAAUGCACUGGGUCGGGUUUUGGACAAUGUGGGAGAGCAUGAAGCAGCUGCGGAUUGUUUAGCUUCGGCGUUGGAUUUGGAGAGUUCUGCCCCAGUGCUUCCGUUUUCAACUGUGCCGCUUUAUAGAGUAUUUCGAACAAAAGUUAUGAGUCAUCCGGAUCGAUACGAUCGUGAGCGUCGUGCGAAUCGUUCGCGUAGCCGAGAAUCGCGCGGACCACGACAACAUGACGACAACGAGCCCCGUCACAGUGACGAUCGCAGACGUCACUACGACCGUCGACACAGAGAGCACGGACGGACGAGUCGAGACGAAGAUCGUGGCAGUUCUAGACGAGCCAGGGAGAAGGAGGAGAAGGAAGAGGAAGUUCAGAGGAAGAAAAGGGAGGAAGAAGAAGCGAAAAAGCCAAAGGGGAUUUGUCUGACGCUGAAACCUACUGCCGCGUCAACGGGGAAAAGCCAAGACUCGUCUAAAUUACUCGCACCCAAAGCUCUCUCGGUUGCCAAAGCAUUUGGCGACGAUUCAGAUGAGGAAGACGAGGAAAUGCCCGCUGAAGCAAAGAUGCGAAUGAAAAAUCGUGGCAGGUUCACCCCAACGUCAGCUGGCCCGAAUUCAUACGGGAAAACCAAAGAAGGAUUUUCGGACAGGAAAGCUCUUUUCGAACGCGAUCUGGAAAACAAAGCGAAGCGGUUUUCCUGAAUUACGUUUCUGGAAGAUGAGAAAUCACAAGAUUCCGUGAUGCUGGAAGAUUUUUUUGCGUGUGUUUGUGUGUGCGCGCCAUGUAUAAACAAACAUUUUUAUUAUCACA